AUGUCAUGUGGGCCCGAGCUUGAAUAUGUUAGUGGCCUCUUUGGGUAUUUCCCUAAUGGCAUUGAUGUUUACUUUGACAACGUUGGUGGUAACAUGCUUGAGGCUGUCCUUAACCAUGUCAACAAUGGCGCCCGAAUACCAGUUUGUGGGAUGAUAUCUCAAUACAGUAAGAUUUGGACAGAGAGGGAAGGGGUCAGGAACCUACUGAAUUUGGUUGGUAAAGAAGUGAGAGUGGAAGGUUUUAUGAUCGGUUCAUAUCUACAUCGCUUCGGGGACUUUGCAAAAGAGAUGCAGGGUUACAUAAAGGAAGGGAAGAUCAGUUUCAAACACAAAAUCUACCAUGGUAUUGAGAGCUUCUUGGAGGGCAUAGCUUCCAUGUUCUCCAGCACAAAUACUGGAAAAGUUAUUCUUCAAAUUUAG
Molecule: messenger RNA, 420 nt
Organism: Ilex paraguariensis (yerba mate)
Lineage: Eukaryota; Viridiplantae; Streptophyta; Magnoliopsida; Aquifoliales; Aquifoliaceae
Source: the annotation of a GenBank genome assembly